Messenger RNA from Parascedosporium putredinis, 783 nucleotides. The record is from the annotation of a GenBank genome assembly. NCBI's taxonomy places the organism in Eukaryota, Fungi, Ascomycota, Sordariomycetes, Microascales, Microascaceae.
AUGGCCGCGCGGGCAACUCCACUCACGGCCGAGGAACGUGAUCAUUUCGUCGACCAUGGCUGGCUCCACCUGAAGAACUGCUUUACACGAGAGCAAGCGGAAGCGGCCACAUCUGAUGUCUGGGUCCGGCUUGGGAUGGACCCUAAAGACAAGUCCACCUGGAGCAAGGAACGUAUUCAUAUGCCGCACCACCGCGAGUUCGACGCCUCCCAGUUCGCACCAAGGGCGUGGGCUGCGAUAUAUGGUGAUUUCUUCGUCCACUACCUCGACAGCCCCGAGCAGGGCCUCUUGGUCAUUCCCCUCUUCACUGAUAUCGUACCUGGCGGUGGCGGGACCUACAUCUGCCCCGAGGCCAUGCCCAAGGUGGCCAAGUAUCUCUAUCAGAAUCCAGCAGGCGUCUCUCCCAUCAUGCAACCCCGCGGGCACCCCAACUUCCCUGAAACGCCAUUCAGUCGGGGAACCGACUGGUUCAACGAGUUGGCUCAAGGCUGCAGCGAAUUCAUCGAGACCCACGGGCAGUGCGGCGACGUUUUCUUGUUGCACCCCCUCAUGCUUCACGCCGCAUCCAACAACAUGCUCCGCCACGUGCAUGGCAACUACACGCUCGUCGAAAGGGCCACCCUAAAAGCCCUGGGGAAAGAAGACUUGGGAGGGUGGGAGAUUACGGGCCCGAGGCAGGAGGUUGUGCCGGAGAGGGUCAAGAUUCAAGAGAGGAUAAAGCAGGAGGAGCUUGAACGGCUGCAGGCUCGCGAGGCCGCCGCUGCUCCUAUUGCCGGGGCCUAG